Messenger RNA from Nezara viridula (southern green stink bug), 294 nucleotides. The record is from the annotation of a GenBank genome assembly. Lineage: Eukaryota; Metazoa; Arthropoda; Insecta; Hemiptera; Pentatomidae.
AUGAUUAAACCCCAGGAAGAGCGGCUCUCCGACCUGGACAAUAGCCGGCGUUGCUGGGCCACCAUCAGCCAGCUCUGCACGGACACCGGGUACUGCCAGGGCACCGCCUGCGGCUACCUGUCGCUCACCGCCUUCGUGUCCUACCUCAUCAGCAUCUACGGCUUCUUCUCCAGCAUCAACAUCUUUGCCGAGGAAGCAAAAGUAGAGUGGCAGCUACUCUUACCGCUUAUAUUCUAUUCUUUGUUCUUCUACGCCAUGUUCGACAGGGGCGAAAGCACGACAAAGGAGGUAUAG